This is a messenger RNA of Drosophila suzukii, 2100 nucleotides long. It is a transcript of the gene SrpRalpha, whose product is annotated as signal recognition particle receptor alpha. The record is from RefSeq and is a predicted model, not a curated record. Gene Ontology annotation, molecular function: signal recognition particle binding; GTP binding; ATP hydrolysis activity. Gene Ontology annotation, cellular component: endoplasmic reticulum membrane; signal recognition particle receptor complex. Lineage: Eukaryota; Metazoa; Arthropoda; Insecta; Diptera; Drosophilidae. Gene Ontology annotation, biological process: intracellular protein transport; SRP-dependent cotranslational protein targeting to membrane.
ACCCUGGCGGCCAAGUGACGUGGAAUUGUGUUGUGUCAACUUGAUGCAAAUGCAAUGCUAGAGCGUGUAAACCUGGUCGUGUUCAAACUGCCGGAUCGGAAGCGUAGCUAAAAUGUUGGACUUUGUGGUGAUAUUCACCAAGGGCGGCGUGGUGCUGUGGCACUCGUCUGCCUCCGAAGGCAGCUUCGUCUCCUGCAUAAACAGCCUGAUACGUGGCGUCAUCCUGGAGGACCGGAACACAGAGGCCAAGUACUUCGAGGAGGACCACCUGGCCGUACAGUUCAAGCUGGACAACGAACUAGACCUGGUCUACGCGGCCAUUUUCCAGAAGGUGAUCAAACUGAACUACCUGGACGGCUUCCUGGCGGACAUGCAGGCGGCCUUCAAGGACAAGUUUGGCGGCAUUCCGUCCUCGGAGCGACUGGGCAACGAGUACGACUUUGAUCGGGAGUACCGACGCAUGCUCAGUGCCGCCGAGGAGGCAUCCGCCAAGCAGGUGAAGGCCCCCAAAGCCAUGCGCUCCUACAAUGAGUCGCAAAAGUCAAAGAAGACCGUUGCCUCGAUGAUCCAGGACGACAAGAAGCCGGUGGAGAAGCGGGUCAACAUCCAGGAGAGCCCACCGCCCUCCAAGUCGCAACCAUCGUCGCCGCCAGAGAACGGGGCCUCCAUGGACGAUAUUAUACGGGAGAAUCGGCGUAAGCUGCGCGAGAAACUCACGCCCACCAAGAAGACCUCGCCGGGUGAUCCCCGGCCCAGCAAGUCGACGGCCUCCGAGAAGGCCGGCAAGAAGCCGCGCGUCUGGGAUCUGGGCGGCAACUCCAAGGAUGCCGUCAUGCUCGAUCGCUCCAAGGAUACGCCCGAGGAUGUGCAGUACCAGAACAUCAAUAGCGAGCUGGUGGGCACUAUGCAGGGCGUGAUCCGUGACCUGGACGUGGAAAGCGAUGACGAUGCGGAGAACGAGGAGGAGUCCUCUGAGGAGGAGGAGGAGGAGCUGGUGCAGUCCAAGAAGAACAAACGCGGUGGCCUGCUCUCCUACUUCAAGGGCAUCGUGGGCGCCAAAACCAUGUCGCUGGCCGAUCUGCAACCGGCGCUGGAGAAGAUGCGCGACCAUUUGAUAUCAAAGAACGUGGCCACAGAGAUUGCGGCCAAGCUGUGCGACUCAGUGGCCACCAGUCUGGAUGGCAAGCAGAUGGGCACCUUUGACAGCAUCGCCAGCCAGGUGAAGGAGGCCCUGACCCAGUCGCUGGUGAGAAUCCUCUCGCCGAAGCGGCGCAUCGACAUCAUUCGAGAUGCCCUGGAAUCGAAGCGUAAUGGCCGUCCGUACACGAUCAUCUUCUGCGGCGUGAAUGGCGUGGGCAAGUCCACCAACCUGGCCAAGAUCUGCUUCUGGCUGAUCGAGAACGAUUUCAAUGUUUUGAUCGCCGCCUGCGAUACGUUCCGCGCCGGUGCCGUCGAGCAGCUGCGCACACACACCCGCCACUUGAAUGCCCUGCAUCCGGCGGCCAAGCACGAUGGCCGCAACAUGGUGCAGCUGUACGAGAAGGGCUAUGGUAAGGAUGCGGCUGGCAUUGCCAUGGAGGCCAUCAAGUUCGCCCACGACACUCGGGUGGAUGUGGUGCUCGUGGACACUGCGGGACGCAUGCAGGACAAUGAGCCACUGAUGCGCUCGCUGUCCAAGCUGAUCAAGGUGAACAACCCGGAUCUGGUGCUCUUCGUGGGCGAGGCCCUGGUGGGUAACGAGGCCGUCGACCAGCUGGUCAAGUUCAACCAGUCGCUGGCCGACUACUCCUCCAACGAGAACCCGCACAUCAUCGACGGCAUCGUGCUGACCAAGUUCGACACCAUUGACGACAAGGUGGGCGCCGCCAUCUCCAUGACCUACAUCACCGGCCAGCCAAUUGUGUUCGUGGGCACGGGCCAGACGUAUGCCGACCUCAAGGCCAUUAACGUGAACGCUGUGGUCAACUCCCUGAUGAAGUAGUACCCUCCAUAGGGGAACCACCACCACCUAUCCUUUCCACCUCCCUUCAAUGCUCUUUGUUUACAUCUCCAUCUGACCGAAUCAAAUACAGUGCUUUUGUCUAUUUUGUUGUUGAGUAA